GUGUUAUAUCCGAAACGUACGAAAUAUAGUAAAUCUCGUAAAGGCAGAUGUAGUAGGGGUUGCAAACCAGACGGUACACAACUUGGUUUUGGAAGAUAUGGCACUCAAAGUUGUAGAGCUGGUCGUCUUUCAUAUCGAGCCAUUGAAGCAGCGCGUAGGGCUAUAAUCGGACAAUUCCAUCGUGCUAUGAGCGGACAAUCCCGAAGAAAUGGUCAAAUAUGGGUCAGAGUUCUAGCAGAUCUCCCCAUUACCGGGAAACCUACAGAAGUCAGAAUGGGAAGAGGAAAAGGAAAUCCUACGGGUUGGGUUGCUCGUGUGUCCACGGGACAAAUCCCAUUUGAAAUAGAUGGUGUGAGUUUGUCAAAUGCUCGACAAGCCACUACAUUAGCGGCGCAUAAACCAUGUUCGUCAACCAAGUUUGUUCAGUGGUCGUAA
Cucurbita pepo subsp. pepo (vegetable marrow) is the source of this 435-nucleotide messenger RNA. Lineage: Eukaryota; Viridiplantae; Streptophyta; Magnoliopsida; Cucurbitales; Cucurbitaceae. The record is from the annotation of a RefSeq genome assembly.